AUUAUCUUGAGUUCUCAGAGUCCCUCAAACUCAAAGUUUGGGCUGGAGUAGGUGAGAAGCCUUGCGCUGCAGUAGUCUGCGUACCUUCAGAUAUCAUAACUCAGCGAUAACUAGUGCGCAUCGAGCAGCUCAUACUGAUAAGCGAAAGGAAACAAGACAAUCAACCCCGCGUGCCCAAAUUCACCGCGGCCGUUGGCGUCCUGGCUCACACCGCCACGCCUGGCCGGCGUUUCACACAACGCUUGCACCAAAAGCAAGUGCCUGCCUUCGGUCAUCGCGCGCCAUGCCACCGCGGCACGGGCAUGGCAGUGCUGCGCUGUGGCUGCGGUAGCCGCGCUGUCCGGACAGCUUCACAGCUUGAUGCCGAAAGGCUACGGGCCGCAGCGUCUUGUAUCCUUCACCGAGGCCCAGGAUGCUCGCCAGCACGCGCAGGUGCCGCACUUGCCGGCGUUGCCUCCCGGCUUUCAGGCGUCUGGCGGGUCCAGCAUAUCCACACUGGGCUCGCCUGGCAGUGCCGUCAACCACUCUAGUCGGAUGUCGCAGCAGCAACCACUAGAGCGAGUCAUCCUGGGCGAGCUCUCGCCGGAGAAAAAGCCCCUGCCCGCAGCAGCGGCUGCGCUACGCGCCAUUGAGCGAGCGCACCGCGCCGCGCGCGCGGCAACUCGCUCAGCCCGGCAGCAGAAGGACGGCGUCGUUGCCAGCCCCGCUGGUUUUCCUGUCUUGCAUGACGGGCUGGACCUGUUCCGCGCCCUCAGCGGCCGCUGGGUGCCAGGGCCGUGGGGCGGGCCGGAUGAAGACCAGAACAUGGAUCAGCCAAGCGCAGGUGGCAGCGGUUCGGGCUCUCCUCGUGCAGCGGCGGCGGCCGCGGACGUGGCAGCUGUUGCAGAUACAGCUGGACAGGCGGCCGCCAGUGGCGCUGGCACAGGUCAGGCUACGGCAAUGAAUGAUGGUGUGACGCAAACAAGCCGACAGAACACGGAGGACGGCAGUGGUGCAGAGGCGCGGCGCGGCACGGUCAGCGCCAGCGGUGGCGCCAGCAAACGCGCUUCGGGGACAGGGGCCGGCUCCAAAGCGACGGAAAUGAGCGGGUUAGCAAGCGUGGAGGAAGCGCCCGGGGCACAGGAGGUAGAUAGAGCAGCAGCAGCAGCGGCAGCUGAGGCACAGGCGGCGGCAGAGGCAGAAGCGGCGGCAGACGCGAAAGCAGCAGCUGCAGCACAGGCGGCCGCAGCGGCAAAGUCAAAGGCAGUCGCAGUAGCGGCAAAAGCGGCCGAGGCUGAGGCUGCGGCGGCGGCAGCUGCAGCAGAAACUGCAGCAGCCGCGGAGAAAGCGCGGCUAGAACGCGUCACAAUGCCGGACAGCUCUGCGAGAGUCACUGGCAUGCCAGGAGGCGACGGACUGUCCGAGUGGCUGGCCGCCCGCCUGCGGCCUGCGAUACCCAAGCCGAAGAUCCCAAAGGCGCCCGCAACCACAGCGUUUCUCGCCGCCGCAGCCGCGGCUGCGUCUACGGGCGUCACGACCGACAGCACUGUGCAAGCGCCAGCAAACGCACCAGCGGCUUCGCUCAGACCGUGCGGUCCGGGGGCGUCAGCUUUGCAAGCCGCGGCGCGCGCGGGCGUGCAAGAGCGCUUCUUGCCAGCUGUAGCGCCUGCGUCGGCAGCAAAGCCCAGCUUGCACAUCGCCGCGCCGCGGGGCCGUGAGGCGCUGCUGGCGAGAGGUCCGGGUGUGGGGCUGAACAUGGUUGCCGGGACGGGGACCACUUGGUCUGGCGGCUACGGCUACGGCUCUAGCAGUUUCGGCGCGGGCUCCUACGGCGGCAGCGGGUACGGGGGUCGGGCGGGCGCACGACCAACGGGCCGCAUGGGCGGCAGCGCGGACAGCGUGUUGGCUUACGGCAGGGAGAAAGGCGGUGUCGGCAACGGCAACAGGACAGGCGCGCGGCGUUGGGGCGGCCGGGACGUAGGCGCCGACCCGCUUACAAGCCUGUGGUUUUGACCCGCAGCCCGCGCCAUGUAUUUUAGAAAAUUUCGUGAGUACGGUUUGAUGCCGCACUGGGUUGCCAUGUGGACAUUGACUGCCCUACUGUUGGUCCCUGCCUGUUGUGCUGCCGCAUAAAUUGUGCGCACGGAGCCGGUUACUUGCCUAUGGGUACUGUCUAUACUGUGUAGCAAUGAUGAGGCAUACGCCAUCAUAUAAUGCAGAACCAAAGAAGUUGGAUGUGGGAUUAUAAUGCGAAGAAGUUUACGCUACUCAUGACAGCUGCCCCACAACACUUCUUAUGAAUGCCUUGAUUGCAAUGCGGCGUCGGUUGAUAGUUGGUUAUUGAAACCUUAGUGCCAUGCGGCGUCUGGGUGAUAGUUGGUUGGCGAUCAGCGGAUCGAGUAGGCCGAUGCAUGGAUGCAUGGCGGCAUGGGUCGAUGUAGUGGUAGGCACUGGUGCAAGUCGCGUGUGCUGGAGCACCAGAGCAAGAGGGUAUCUUGGUGGCGGGUCUUGCGGCAGGCACGAAGGCAGACGGACGGGGCCCUGUACUGUGCCGCGGGCCGGUGCACACUUCAGGUGGUGAGGAGCAUAUGUUUAACAAGCUCCUGGGGCUCUCCGUUCGGGCUCUCCCACAUAACAGUGCAUGUACACGCAAGUCGAAGUUGUGGCCCUGGUGACCUGGUCGCUGUCCGCAAGUACUGGAACGGGCACAAUAGCUCUUCACAUCAGCUAUGGGCCCGUGACUCGUGUCCGUCAGAGAGCAUUUUACUGUUACAGAAGAUCGCCCGGCAUGAAAGUAGGCACGUGCAAUGUCGGCGUGAUCCUACGUGCAUGCCCGGACGACUACAAGUCAAAACACGAGUCAGGGUAUGUGCCGACAUGCGAUUGCGGCAUCGCGGCGUGGACCAUAUCCAACCAGCACCUGCCGUAACACAUCCCACCACCUUGCAAUCCGCACACAUUGAUUGAGUUCUGUACUUUGAGCGGCUUGCCGCCAUGUAAGCCACCCCCUCC
This is a messenger RNA of Chlamydomonas reinhardtii, 2991 nucleotides long. RefSeq lists its product as uncharacterized. The transcript has 4 exons. NCBI's taxonomy places the organism in Eukaryota, Viridiplantae, Chlorophyta, Chlorophyceae, Chlamydomonadales, Chlamydomonadaceae. The coding region runs from base 361 to 1992 and encodes 543 amino acids. The record is from RefSeq and is a predicted model, not a curated record.